AUGGCGGCUAUCACUGAUCUCUCCUCUAUGUAUCGCUGGUUCAAGAACUGCAAUCUCGUUCGCAACCUCUCAGACAAGUACGUCUUCAUCACGGGUUGUGACUCGGGCUUCGGGAACCUGCUGGCCAGGCAACUGGUCGAUCGGGGCAUGCGGGUGCUGGCUGCUUGCUUCACUGAGGAGGGGGCCCAGAAGCUUCAGCAGGAUACCUCUUACCGCCUGCAGACCACCCUGUUGGAUGUCACCAAGACCGAGAGCAUACAGGCAGCGACCCAGUGGGUGAGGGACCAAGUGGGCGAGCAAGGCCUCUGGGCCCUGGUGAACAACGCUGGUGUGGGCCUGCCCAGUGGACCCAAUGAAUGGCUGACAAAGGAGGACUUCGUGAAGGUGAUCAAUGUGAACCUGGUGGGACUGAUUGAAGUGACCCUCCAUAUGCUGCCCCUGGUCAAAAAAGCUCGGGGCAGGGUCGUCAACAUGUCCAGCUCAGGUGGUCGUGUGGCAGUCAUCGGUGGUGGCUACUGUGUCUCCAAGUUUGGCGUCGAGGCCUUCUCUGACAGCAUCAGGCGUGAGCUCCACUACUUUGGGGUGAAGGUCAGCAUCAUUGAGCCGGGGAACUAUCGAACAUCCAUCCUGGGCAAGGAGGGCCUGGUGUCCCGUAUGCGAAGGCUGUGGGAGCGGCUGCCUCAGGAGACCCGGGAUAGCUAUGGGGAGGAGUACUUCCACAACUAUACCGACAAGUUAAAAAACAUGAUGCAGUUGGCAGAGCCAAGGAUCAGCGAGGUCACCAACAGCAUGGAGCAUGCCAUUGUUUCCCGGAGCCCCAGAAUCCGUUAUAACCCUGGCCUGGAUGCCAAACUCCUCUACGUUCCAUUGGCUAAGUUGCCCACCCCUGUGACAGAUUUCAUCCUGAGCCGGUACCUUCCAAAGCCAGCAGACAGUGUCUGAGCUGGGGAAGUCUA
Zalophus californianus (California sea lion) is the source of this 956-nucleotide messenger RNA. RefSeq names its product short chain dehydrogenase/reductase family 9C member 7 (gene SDR9C7). The record is from RefSeq and is a predicted model, not a curated record. The transcript is spliced from 4 exons. The coding region runs from base 1 to 942 and encodes 313 amino acids. Lineage: Eukaryota; Metazoa; Chordata; Mammalia; Carnivora; Otariidae. Gene Ontology annotation, molecular function: oxidoreductase activity.